Gossypium arboreum is the source of this 598-nucleotide messenger RNA. RefSeq lists its product as uncharacterized. The record is from RefSeq and is a predicted model, not a curated record. The transcript has 2 exons. NCBI's taxonomy places the organism in Eukaryota, Viridiplantae, Streptophyta, Magnoliopsida, Malvales, Malvaceae. Bases 66 to 368 code for a protein of 100 amino acids.
AUUUGAAACCCUUUUUAAAAAAAUAUUUCCUUCUUUUUUCUCUCAAGCCACCCACUCGUCCGGCCAUGGAGCCUUCAUACGUUCGCCGCGGCCACUGGUUAUCAGGGACGGUGACUGCCGCCUCUGGUGGCCAAAAAUUCCCCAAAAAUAUCCCUUUUUCCCCUUUUCACAUGGAACACAGAUCUGGGGUUCAAAUCCCUAGAAAAUUAGUCAAAGUUCGGCCGAAAGUAGAGAAACCUUUCGAUUUCUCCCCUUUUCAACGAGGUCCUCGACGGAAACCUAAGGAGUUUCGAGGUUUCUCGAGCCGAAGAAAAGGGGUUCUACGGUGGCACUUAAUAGGUGGUGGCGGCAAUAAGGGGUACGGGUAAUAGUUGGAGGCGUGCUUGCUGAAGUGGCGAGGGAGUGGCACUGAAGGUUUAGGGGAAAAAUUAAGAUUUCUGCUAGUUUAGGUUUAGUGGGCUUUGGGCUUCAAGUUGUUGGGCUUUGUGGGUAGUUUAGGUAAUUGGGCUAAUAGAUUGAGUUAGGGUAGUUUAGGUUUGGGCUUGUAUUUUGUAAAUGGACCCUUCUUUUUUUAAUGGACUUUUAUUAAUUUUGGUUU